ACUCCAACCCUGACGCGAUGUGAAACACAAUCAAAUGUGCUCUGCGUUUGAAAACAACUGCGACACACGAAGAGUGACUGUCCUGUUUAGUAUCUCCUCCCUUCACACGGAACAUUUGAAGUAAACUUUUCCCUCUCCGGUCCUGCUUCCUCCUCCUUCCUCCUCCGCAGGAGCUCCAUGAAGCGACGCAGCGGGUGAUUGGACUUUCUUGCGGCAUUCUGCUCACUGGACCCCGGGUCAUCAUGUGGACGCCGACCGAGGACGAGAAGAUGGGAGUGGUGAUCUGCAACUUCCGGGGCUCCGUGACUCAGGGUCUGGCUCUGGAGGUGGGAGAGACGGUUCAGAUUCUGGAGAAAUGUGAAGGGUGGUACAGAGGAUUCUCAACGAGGAAGCCAAACGUCAAGGGAGUUUUCCCAGCCAGCUACGUGCACUUGAAGAAAGCCAUCGUCGCCAACAGAGGGCCACAUGAGACGGUGGUGCCUCUGGAAGACCCCAUAGUUACCGAGGUGACGUCAACACUGCAGGAAUGGGCCUUACUGUGGAAGCAGCUCUAUGUGAAACACAAGGUGGAUCUGUUCUACAAGGUCCGCCACGUGAUGAUGGAGCUGAUCGACCUGAGGAGGCAGCUCCUGUCCGGCCACCUGACGCAGGACCAGAGCCGAGACGUCAAGAGACACAUCACCGUCCGACUGGACUGGGGCAACGAACACCUGGGUCUGGACUUGGUGCCCAGGAAGGAGUUCGAGAUGGUUGAUGAAGACCAGAUAAGCGUGUCAGAUCUUUAUAAAAUGCAUCUGUCCAGCAGACACAGUGUCCAACAGAGCACCACACAGGGCGACAGCACCCGGCAGCGACCCGGGGAGCCGGGUCGGGUUCCGGUACCGCACCACCUGCUGGUCAACCUGAAGAGCUUCACCUACAACAGCAUCGGGGAGGACACGGACAUCUUCUUCUCCCUGUACGACCUGAGGGAGGGGAAGACCAUCAGGUAUCUCUGGCACUUUGGUUCCCCUAUUGGUCGAUCCAAACAUGGCCGCCAAGUCUUCCAUGAGGAAGCGACGCUAGGAGCCAAGCUCUCUAAAUAUAGCGCGGCGAAACGCCAAGUGGACCGAGAGCGAACCUGGCUUUGGGCUUCCUCCCGCUGGCGAGCGCCGAAGGAGAGGAUGAGGAUGAAGAGCAACCGAGGUGAAUUGCCGACUGCUAAACGUGUGAACCCUCUCCCCGUCCCUGCAGGUCUGAUCAUCUCUCUGCAGCUGCUGAGGGGCGACAUCGAGCAGGUCCGCCGGGAGAACCCACUCAUCUUCAGCAGGGGGGUGGCCAUGACACGCAAACUGGGCUUCCCUGAUGUAAUCAUGCCAGGUGACAUCCGCAACGACCUGUACCUGACUCUGGAGCGAGGGGACUUCGAGAGAGGAGGGAAGAGCGUUCAGAAGAACGUUGAAGUCACCGUCUACGUGCUCUACGCCGAUGGAGAAAUCCUCAAGGACUGCAUCAGUCUGGGUUCAGGUGAGCCCCCCGUGCCGGAGCACCGCUCCUUCGUGCUCUACCACAACAACAGCCCUCGAUGGAGCGAAGUGAUCAAGCUGCCCAUCCCCAUCGACCGCUUCAGAGGCUCCCACCUGCGCUUCGAGUUCAGACACUGCUCCACGAAGGACAAAGGAGAGAAGAAGCUGUUUGGGUUUUCCUUCUCUCCUCUGAUGAGGGAGGAUGGAACCACUCUUUCAGACGAGAGCCACGAACUCUACGUUUACAAGUGUGAUGAGAACACCACCUUCAGCAACCACGCCCUGUACCUGGGCCUGUCCUGCUGUAAGGAGGACUUCAACAGCUGCCCCAGCAUCCCCUCCAGCCUCAUCUUCCAGCGCAGCGCCAAGGAGACCUUCUGGAUCGCCACGCAGCUCUCCUCCACCAAGCUCACGCAGAACGUGGACCUCCUGGCGCUGCUGAAGUGGAAGGCCCACCCCGACCGGGUCAUGGACAUCCUGGGCCGGCUGAGACACGUCAGUGGAGAGGAGAUAGUCAAGUUUCUCCAAGACAUUCUGGACACAUUGUUCUCCAUCUUGGACGACAACACGGACAAAUACGGACCACUGGUGUUCCAGUCGUUGGCCCUGGAGUACCUGUUUAAGUUCAUCAUCCAGUCCCGGAUCCUCUACUCCAGGGCCACCUGCGGGAUGGAGGAGGACCAGUUCAGGACCAGCAUCCAGGAACUCUUCCAGUCCAUCCGCUUCGUCCUCAGCCUGGACAGCCGCAGCUCAGAGACACUCAUCUUCACACAGGCCGCCCUGUUGAACUCCUUCCCGGCGAUCUUCGACGAGCUGCUGCAGAUGUUCACGGUGCAGGAGGUGGCGGAGUUUGUGCGCGGCACGCUGGGGAGCAUGCCGUCCACGGUGCACAUCGGACAGUCCAUGGACGUGGUCAAGCUGCAGUCCAUCGCCCGGACCGUGGACAGCCGGCUCUUCUCUUUCCCAGAGUCGCGAAGGAUCCUGCUUCCUGUGGUUCUGCAUCACAUCCACCUCCACCUGAGGCAGCAGAAAGAGCUGCUCAUCUGCUCUGGAAUCCUCAGCUCUAUUUUCUCUAUCAUCAAGAGUAGCUCGAUGGACACGUCGGUGCAGGAGGAGGUGGAGAUGAUGGUGGAGUCCCUGCUGGACGUCCUCCUGCAGUCCCUGCUGUCAAUCAUGAGCAAGAGCCAAUCGCAGGAGGCGGUAAGGGGUCAACGCUGUCCGCAGUGCACCGCGGAGAUCACUGGAGAGUACGUGUCCUGCCUGCUGUCCCUCCUCCGCCAGAUGACCGACAUCCACUUCCAACACCUGAUAGAAAACUUUCAGAGCAAGGAGGAGCUCAAGGAGUUUUUGUUGAAGAUUUUGUGUGUGUUUAGGAAUCUGAUGAAGCUCAGUAUUUUCCCCCGCGACUGGAACAUUAUGAGGCUCCUCACCAGCAACAUCAUCCUGACCACUGCUCAGUACCUGUCUCCUGCUCUGCACAAGAACUUCACAGAAGCCGAAUUUGACUUCAAGGUGCGUGACUUUACCUGGCGGACACACACUCGUAGACGCACACACACACACACCGCUGGAAGUCAUGUAGCCGCGCAUGGCCAGCUCUCUAUCUCCACAGCACUGUACGGAGACAUGAGAGUGAUGAUGACCUACGAACUCUUCAGUAUGUGGCAGAACCUCGGUGAGAACAAGAUCCACUUCAUCCCCGGGAUGAUCGGCCCCUUCCUGGGAGUGACGCUGGUUCCUCAGGUGGAGGUCCGGAACAUCAUGAUCCCCAUCUUCCACGACAUGAUGGACUGGGAGCAACGCAAGAACGGAAACUUCAAACAGUUGUUCCACCUGUUGUUCAGGGACUGCAUGAAGGGAGAUGAGACGGAGAACAAGAAGAUCGGCUGCACGGUCAACCUCCUGAAUUUCUACAAGUCCGAGAUCAACAAGGAGGAGAUGUACAUCCGCUACAUCCACAAGCUGUGUGACAUGCAUCUACAGGCUGAGAACUACACGGAGGCCGCCUUCACCCUGCUGCUGUACUGGGAGCUGCUGCACUGGGACCAGCGACCCCUGAAGGACUUCCUGCAUUACCCCGCUCAGACCGAGUGGCACCGCAAGGAGGGGCUCUGCCGUAAAGUCAUCCACUACUUCAACAAGGGGAAGUGUUGGGAGUUCGGCAUCCCACUGUGCCGGGACCUGGCCUUCCAGUACGAAUCCCUGUACGACUACCAGAGCCUCAGCUGGAUACGGAAAAUGGAGGCUGCAUAUUAUGACAACAUCAUGGAGCAGCAGCGCUUGGAGCCGGAGUUCUUCAGGGUUGGAUUCUACGGCAGGAAGUUCCCCUUCUUCCUCAGAAACAAAGAGUUUGUCUGUCGCGGACACGACUACGAAAGGCUAGAGGCCUUCCAGCAAAGGAUGCUGGGAGAAUUCCCGCAGGCCAUUGCGAUGCAGCACCCCAAUCAGCCCGACGAAGCCAUCCUGCAGUGUGAUGCACAGUACCUGCAGAUCUACGCUGUGACCCCGGUGCCGGACAGCGUCAGCGUCCUCCAGAUGGACAGAGUCCCCGAUCGCAUCAAGAGCUUCUACCGGUUCAACAACGUUCGGCGUUUCCGAUACGACCGGCCGUUCCACAAGGGACCCAAAGACCGGGACAACGAGUUCAAGAGUCUUUGGAUCGAGAGGACGACGCUGAUCCUCACCCACCCGCUGCCGGGUAUCUCACGCUGGUUUGAGGUGGACAAGAGAGAGCUGGUGGAGGUGAGUCCGUUGGAGAACGCCCUCUCCGUGGUGGAGAACAAGAACCAGGAGCUGCGGACCCUGAUCGGCCAGUACCAGCACAAGCAGCUGCACGGCAACAUCAACCUGCUGAGCAUGACGCUGAACGGGGUCAUCGAUGCCGCCGUGAACGGGGGCAUCGCCCGAUACCAAGAGGCUUUCUUUGAUAAGGAGUACAUCAUGAGCCACCCUGAAGACACAGAGAAGAUCACACAGCUCAAAGACCUGAUGCAGGAGCAGGUCCACAUCCUCGGAGUCGGCCUGGCCAUGCACGAGAAGCUGGUGCACCCAGAAAUGCGUCCCCUGCACAAGAAGCUGAUCGAUCAGUUCCAGGUGAUGCGGAGCAGCCUCUGCCACGGUCUGCCCGGGUUAGAAAAGGCCGGAUCAGGAGCCAGCACCCCCAGAGGGAUCCUGGCCUCUCACAGCCCCAUGAGCCCCGAGAGCUUCAAACUCAUGCACCGACACAGUCCCAUAGCUGUUUUGACUCCAGUGCGCAACUCGUCCUCCUCUCUGUCCUCUAACACCUCCAGCGAGACAGGAAACAUCGGCAGCCUGCUGAUCCUGGCGGACGGCGUGGUGGUGGAGCACCCCGAGGACUUCUACCGCAUGCAGGCAAGCCCCUCCUCCUCCAGCCUAAGCUCCACCCACUCUGCGCCCUCUCAGAUGAUUAACUCCGCCCCCUCCUCCAUCAGAGUUGGCUCUCCGUCUCUACCAGACAAGUACAGACACAACCGAGAGAUGUUGAUGCUGCUGCCCCCCCACCGAGAGAGGCCGAGCAGCGCCAUGUACUCCAACAUCACUGACAAUGGACAGCCGACGAACUUCCAGCGAGCGUUGUUCCAUCAGGUGAUCGGUCCGUGCAAACCCUGCAGCGACCCCAACCUGUCCGUCGCUGAGAAGGUCCUAACCACUCCCAGUAGCUGGAGUUUGGACAGCGGUACCAGAGACGCCCUCCCGUUCCUCUCCGCUCACGUCGGCAGCGUCAUGGCGCCUCCGGUUCCCCCCCGCAACCUGCCUCACGGGCAACACCUGUCGAUGCACUUUGACGCUUUCCACCACCAGGUCAGCGACCUCCCUCCAGCUCUCCCCGCGCGCUCCUUAAGAAAGUCUCCCCUGCACCCUAUACCUGCCUCGCCCACCAGUCCACAGUCCAUCCUGGAUGGCAGUAACUCCACCCUGUCGGGCAGCGCCAGCUCAGGCGUCUCGUCCCUCAGCGAGAGCAACUUCGGCGGCCCCGCCUCCUCCUCCAACCGCCCGGGCAGCCGCACCGACACCCUGGAGUCCGUCCCCAGCAGCCAGGCCUGGACCACGGACCAGGAAGACCUGGACUCGCCCUACCAGCCCGUCAGGUACAGCCUCUCGGAGCCGGAAGUCCUGGACGGAGUCAAACCCCCGCCCUGCCGCAGCCACUCCGCCCCGGGAGGCGGCACCCCGGCUCAGGCAGGUGGACUAAUCCUGCCCCAGGGUCCGGGUCCGGCCUCCACCGGCGCUCCACCACAACACCAGCAGCAGGACGGGCUGCCGCACCCCCAACACCUGUACUACUACCACCACCACCACUUCCCCCCGCACUACCUCCCCCACCACCCGCCGCUGUACCAGCUCCACGAGCCUCCGCCGGCGCUGCCCCCCAAGCCCUACCUCAGGGAAGGCUGCAUCCCCGAGGAGGACCCCCUGAACCCGCAGACCGCCCCGCCCCCCCCGGCCCCCCGGCCCACGCCACGCAAGAUCUCCCAGCCCAUCAUCGCAGCGACCAAGGACGAGCAGGCCAAGGUGGCGUGGGAGCACGGCGUCGGUGAGGACUGAGACGCUCAGAGACGGAAACGGUUCGUA
This is a messenger RNA of Etheostoma cragini (Arkansas darter), 6098 nucleotides long. RefSeq names its product dedicator of cytokinesis protein 3-like. Gene Ontology annotation, cellular component: cytoplasm; plasma membrane. Lineage: Eukaryota; Metazoa; Chordata; Actinopteri; Perciformes; Percidae. Gene Ontology annotation, biological process: small GTPase-mediated signal transduction. The transcript is spliced from 47 exons. Bases 243 to 6071 code for a protein of 1942 amino acids. Gene Ontology annotation, molecular function: guanyl-nucleotide exchange factor activity; small GTPase binding. The record is from RefSeq and is a predicted model, not a curated record.